Heterostelium album PN500 is the source of this 744-nucleotide messenger RNA. RefSeq lists its product as uncharacterized. Gene Ontology annotation, molecular function: protein binding. The record is from RefSeq and is a predicted model, not a curated record. NCBI's taxonomy places the organism in Eukaryota, Evosea, Eumycetozoa, Acytosteliales, Acytosteliaceae. The transcript has 2 exons. The coding region runs from base 1 to 744 and encodes 247 amino acids.
AUGAAUAUAGGUAUUGAUUUAGAUGAUGAUAAUAAUAGCAAUAAAAACUAUAUAGCUGUAAAUAGUAGUAGUAGUAGUAGUAGUAGUAAUAGUAAUAAUAAUAGUAAUAAUAUAAAACUUAAUAUAAAGAAUGCAGAAGAUACAUUACUUGUUGUAGAUGUAUCACCUAAGGAUACGAUCGAUCAUCUUAAAUCGUUGAUACUCGAGAGGAAAGCAAAGAAAGCGCACAAAAUUAGAUUGAUCUACAAUGGAAAGAUGUUAAUCGAUAGUAAUAGCAUUGAGGAAUCAAAACUUACAAACGGUUGUUUUAUUAUAUGUUCGAUAACGGCACCUCUUAACUUGUCACCGACCAUCGCAGAACUACCACACGACGCAAUACUCAAUGCAACACCUCCAACACCAUCAAUAUCAACAUCACAACCAACCUCUUUAAAUGUAAAUAAUAAUAUUUUAUACGAUCCAACAACCAAUUCUUUUAGAACAAACGAUGAUAUUAUAUUAGAAAUGGAAAACUUUAGAAUGAAUCAAGACACUGUAGAAGAAUUGGAAUUCAUGUCACUUCAAACCAAUAUUGUCAGAGAUUCAUUAGAAUUGAUAUUUGGAAUGGCAUUUGGAUUCUUUUUUGGACCGAUCUCAUUGUUUUGGCUAUCGAAGGAUUAUUUAGCUCGGAGUAUAAAGUUUGGAAUUAUCAUAGGUGUAUCAUUAAAUGUUUUAAUUGGUUUAUCUUCUGUUACUUCACAGUGA